GUAGCUAAGCCACCUGCCGAGACGGCAGUUCUGUGAACAAUCGUAGCUAGAAAGGAUGAAGUAAGAGUCGCAUGGAAUAAAAGUGCCAUACUUCGAAGAGGAAGAAGGAAGAAUAACUACAAUUGGAAAACACAUAGACGUGCUACUAGCUACAUUUCGAAGUAUUAGCUAGCUGGCUCGCAAAUUCACUUGGAUAUUUUAAGCUCAUGCCAGCCAAUAACGUUAGACUAACUAGCUAGCCGACUGAAAGCUAGCUAGCCAUCGUUUAUUGGUUAACAAUAGAAUUUAUUUAAGUAACCAGAUAGCUAGCUAACCAAUGCUUUUACAUCAGUUUGUGAACGGUGCCCUGGAGGCUAUGCAUCCAACAAUUCAAAAAGACACUACUUUCACAAAAAUAUUUGUGGGCGGUUUGCCUUACCACACUACCGAUGCUUCUCUCCGAAAAUACUUCGAGGCAUUUGGGGACAUUGAAGAGGCGGUGGUGAUAACGGAUCGACAGACGGGGAAAUCUAGAGGAUACGGAUUUGUGACCAUGACAGACCGAGGGGCAGCAGAACGAGCCUGUAAAGACCCAAACCCCAUCAUUGAUGGCAGAAAAGCCAACGUCAACCUGGCCUACCUGGGGGCCAAGCCCCGUAGCCUGCAGACAGGCUUGUCGGUGGGGGUGCAGCAGGUCCACCCGACGCUCAUCCAGAGGCAGUAUGGACUGGCCCAGCAGUACAUUUACCCACAAUCCUUUGUGCAGCCCAGCCUGGUGCUUCCCUCUCAGAUGUCCUCGGUGAGCGCCCCCUACCUGGACUACAGCAGCGCCUACGCCCAGUACGCCUCCGCCGCCUUCGAGCAGUACCCAUACUCCGCCUCCCCGGGGUUCCUGGGAUACGCCUACACCCCCAGCCCCAGCGCGCCCACCCCGGUCCCUCAGUCGCUGCCCUCGGGGGCGGGCGUGGCCAGUGCCUUCCUGCAGUACCCGCCCCAGCCCCUGCAGCCGGACCGCAUGCAGUGAGCUCACAUCACACUGCAGCGCACUGUGACAUCAGGAGAAACCCCACGCUCCCAGUGACGGGGCUGUCGCGUCAAAGGGCUUCCAGAAGCACAUGCCAACGCUGUGUAUUCUGUUUAAUAAUAAUGUUAUUAUUAUUACUCUUACUGUUGUUAUGAUUAUUGUUAUUAAUGUUCUUGUUACACUCAAUGUCAUUGUUGUUGUUGUUGUUAUUGUCAUUAUCCAUGUUAUUACGAUUAUAUUGUUUCAAUCAGAGGAAACCUCACUCUUUGUCAGUUGCCAUGUUCACACGCAAACGAGCUGUCAUCAGCACCUGCAUUGUGGGGUGGUGGGGUGGGCGUCGGUGGCAAAAGCAUGGACAGGCAAGGGCACGGCUGUAGACCUCUUGCCUUGCGGUGGAGGAAGGAUGAUACGGGCUCUGCUUCCUGGGAGAAAUGGGCGGCGGGGCACCCAGCCUCCAGCAGCUGUAGACCAUUGUGAACCAAGAGGAUUAGGACUCCCUCGCUCUGUGGAGCUUUAACCGGUACUCAGCCAUGGAGAAGCGGCCACCAAGGGGUCCUCCCAGAGCUAACGGCGCAUGAAGAUGACAUCAGUAUCACCUGCUUUUUAUGAGGCCUUAAUCUUUUCACCCCCAAUACCCUACACUUCCAUGAUGUGAAUAUUAAGUCCUUGCUCUUUUCACUUUUUAUAUGAGACUCCUUAAUGCCAACAUUAGAAUUUCUCGUUCUUUUUCAAAGGCAGGUUCAUGUCUUUUCUAAUUAUAUUAUUGUAGUUUGAUGUAGAUAAUCACAGCUAAUUUCAAUAUGCAAUUA
Molecule: messenger RNA, 1812 nt
Organism: Conger conger (European conger)
Lineage: Eukaryota; Metazoa; Chordata; Actinopteri; Anguilliformes; Congridae
Product: RNA-binding protein 38-like
Exons: 4
Coding region: 317-1003 (228 amino acids)
Cellular component (GO): cytosol
Molecular function (GO): RNA binding
Source: RefSeq, a predicted model, not a curated record